Panonychus citri (citrus red mite) is the source of this 2194-nucleotide messenger RNA. RefSeq lists its product as uncharacterized. The transcript is spliced from 8 exons. Gene Ontology annotation, molecular function: dynein light intermediate chain binding; dynein intermediate chain binding. NCBI's taxonomy places the organism in Eukaryota, Metazoa, Arthropoda, Arachnida, Trombidiformes, Tetranychidae. Gene Ontology annotation, cellular component: cytoplasmic dynein complex. The record is from RefSeq and is a predicted model, not a curated record. Bases 359 to 1780 code for a protein of 473 amino acids. Gene Ontology annotation, biological process: microtubule-based process; cilium assembly.
GAUUAGAUUUCAAUUUAUAUGUUGAUUGUUAGGAAACAAAAUUGGUGAAACAUGAAUUGUAUUCAGAAUCAAUUGUGCUUUAUUUCAUCUUUAAUAUUAUCACUUUAAAUUCAUCAUGUUGAUUUGAUCCACUUUUGACCCUCCAACUCCUUUAAUCUAAAUUAAAUUUUAAAUCAGUCACAUCAAAAUCUAAAUCAACCUCAUCAUCUGAUGAUAUCAAUGUAAUAAAAGUUUCCAAUUUAAUGAUAACUUUGUGUGUUUCAUGUGAAAAUAAACUCACCUUGAUUGGGUUUUAAUUCACUGAUGAUAAUUAUUAAUUAAACUUUUUUCAAUUCAUUGUUACAAUUCAAAGUUAAUCAUGGACAUUCAACAUAAAGUACCAAUAGUAAAUCAACCAAUGUUUUAUUACUCUAGAUUAGGACGUACCUUUAAUUACAAUCGUUCAUCUGAUAACCAACUAAUCAUUUCACCAGCAAUCAACCAACAAAUCAACACUGAUGUUGAUAAUAGUUGCAAAUCAAAAGGAUCAUCUUUAAUAGCAACAAUUACCAAAAUGUGCAAUUUCAAAUUAAUUAAACUUCAUCAGAGUCGAUGCAUUGAAUUGGGUCUUUCGUUUUUUGCUCUCAUCUUAUUAAUGAGUAAAUUUUAUGAUGUAAAUAGAGAAGUAAAUUAUCUUAAAUAUAUAUCAAAUAAUUGGUUAUCAUCUUCAUCUUCAUCUUCAUCAUCAUCAGCUGGUGCUCUUCACAGAAUCAACAACAAUCAAACAUCAACUUCAACAAUUGUACCAAAUGAAUUACAAUUAAAUUCAGCUAAUCAUCAGAUUGAGAUUCUGAAGCAAGAUUUGGCCAUACUCAUAGGUGAACUAUGGUCAUCAAGAACUACUUUGCUAUUAAGUGUUAUUUUUGUAAUUGUUUACAUAUUAAGUUGGAUUUGGAUGUCGUAUACAGUUCAGGAAGAUCACACAUCAAAAGAUAUAUCGGUUAAGACGAUCUUAUUAUUGACUGUAUUUGCGGUUGUUGAUAUCGCUGCUUCGGCUGGAUUUGUGUUGGUCCGCAUCGUCAUGUAUGCACUGAGAAAUCGCAACUUUCCAAUGGAAAUGAGACUUCCGUUCGUUCCUGGUGAACAUAAUCAGUUAACUGCUUUUGUGGCUCUUCGAUUAACAACACUCAAGUCAAGUUCAGGUACAACUGAUAUAUUCGUGGUGAUUAUUAUUGGCAUAUUAACACUGCUAAGAUUGUACAGCGUCAUGUGUGCUGUUUCCUUUUACAACAAAGCGAGGAAAAGUGAUCCAAGUUAUUACAAUAAAAAGCCAAUGACCGUACUAGAGAGCAUAAACUCGGGACGGCAACAGCCUCAUCCACCUCAUCCACCUCCGCCAAUCCCUGACACAAAUGGUUUCCUGCCAAGAGUAUCAAACGUUUUAUCCAAAUCUCAAUCUAAUUCAAGUUUGAAGGAGCGAAUUGAAGUGAAUCGUCGAUUCUCAGUAACAGGAUCAACCAUGAGUGAAGAAGAAAUCAAUCGAGAAUUAAAGAUCCAAGCAGCCGACAUGUCACCUUUGAUGCAAAGGUCUGCGGUUGAAAGUGCACUCCAAGCACUGCGAUUGUACAACACGGAGAAACAUAUCGCUGAAAGUAUUAAGCAAGAUUUUGAUCGCAUCUUUGAACCAACUUGGCACUGUAUUGUCGGUCGAAAUUGGGGAAGUUGUGUGACCCACACCAAAAAGUGUUACGUCCGAAUGAUUUGCAGAGACUUGACGAUCCUUUUGUAUAAAUCAACCUGAUUUAUUUUCCACAUUCAAUAUUAUUGGUCAUCAGCUUUUUCUUUCUCACAUGAAAUGUUUUCACUCCGAUUCUUUAACCACUUUUUUCUUAAAACUUGUCAUAAUAUUUACUACCUUUCAUUAUUCAAUGUAACUGACCUGUCACAUUGGUAAAUAAUUGCGUAGUAACAUGUUAGGGAUGGAAAGUAUCAUCACUGAACAAGAGAAACUUGUAAAUCCCCUUUGAGUCCAUUGGCUCCAUAAUCGAAUCUCAUUUCCUUUUUUGAACCUUUUGUUGGAACUCUCUUCGAAUUUAUUGCUGCCGUUGAAUAUUGUUCGAUGGUCUUAAAUACUAAGAGCUAUUGAUCUUCUUGAUUCACGUAGUUGACUGUGAAAGAGAAAAGGAGAAAGUUUCAAAUGAAUGGAUUACUUGAA